GCGAACGACAACCCUUUGCCGGAAGACGCAGCUCGACAGGAAGUUACAGAGUUUUGGGACAGAUCAUCUCCAGAUAUCUUUCUUCGUACCGUGGGAACCUGAUAGCCUGGACAAAAGAUCCGCAAUGAAGGCAAUCAACUACGUCUGCUGCGCCUUGGCAUUCGCGUGUAUCGUCAAAAUGACACACACCGAGAAGUCUCAAAGCAAGAUCCAACAACAAUUCUUUGACGCUUUUACGCCAGACGAGUCGCUCAAGAUGAAGAGACCGUUCUGCAAUGCUUUCACCGGAUGCGGGAAGAAGAGGAAUUACCAGGAAAACCCGUCCUCUCAAGAUUUCCAAGCGGCUGGCAGCGUUCGUCUGCCGCUUUCUAUCUACAACGCGUUGCUGAGAAUCGCAUCUCAGAACAUACGAAACACGAUUGAUCGUGACACGAACGAUUAUCAGUUAUCGGACGUCCCGCAGGUAUACUUGUCCGGCAAAAUCCCUCUGCACAAGAGGCUCGACGUUCCAUCGUCCUCGUUAGAGUAACUCGAACGCUUCGAUGCACCGACGAUGCGGAUCUCGUUAUGCCAUAACUGGGUGAACAGAAAGAAACACAUCGAUUACACGUUUCUUCUUUAUAUGUAUAUUACAGAAUUUAUUCCGACGUUAGAUACACAAUCGAUUUACGAUUAGACGUGUUCCUUUCGUGAA
Molecule: messenger RNA, 694 nt
Organism: Colletes gigas
Lineage: Eukaryota; Metazoa; Arthropoda; Insecta; Hymenoptera; Colletidae
Exons: 4
Coding region: 125-529 (134 amino acids)
Source: RefSeq, a predicted model, not a curated record